Gymnogyps californianus (California condor) is the source of this 5006-nucleotide messenger RNA. RefSeq names its product PDZ and LIM domain 5 (gene PDLIM5). The coding region runs from base 88 to 1899 and encodes 603 amino acids. The record is from RefSeq and is a predicted model, not a curated record. Lineage: Eukaryota; Metazoa; Chordata; Aves; Accipitriformes; Cathartidae. The transcript has 14 exons. Gene Ontology annotation, cellular component: stress fiber; adherens junction; Z disc. Gene Ontology annotation, biological process: heart development; actin cytoskeleton organization; muscle structure development. Gene Ontology annotation, molecular function: actin binding; muscle alpha-actinin binding.
CGGGUGUCCUCGCCUCUCCGUGCCCUGCACCGCGCCGCGCCGCCCGGGCAUCAGUUCUUUGGAUUUGAUCCUUGAAUACUAAACAUCAUGAGCAACUACAGCGUGUCUUUGGUCGGCCCGGCUCCUUGGGGUUUCAGACUUCAAGGAGGCAAGGAUUUCAACGUGCCUCUGUCUAUCUCUCGGCUUAAUGAUGGUGGCAAGGCAGCCCGAGCACACGUGGGGAUAGGUGAUGUGGUUCUCACCAUCGAUGGGAUAAGCACGGACGGGAUGACUCAUCUAGAAGCACAAAACAAGAUCAAGGCAUGUACAGGCAAUUUGAACAUGACUCUGCAAAGAGUGGCUUCUGUACCAAAACCUGAUGUUAUUCAUGUACCAAAGGGAGAACCUACAGAAGUAGUUAAGCCUGUGCCCAUUGCCUCUGCUGUUGCACCCAAAGUCACUGCCACGGCGAGCGUGGCUUACAAUAAGACACCGAGGCCAUUUGGAGCCGUAACCUCCUCCAAAGUCACCUCCAUCCCAUCACCGUCCUCCGCCUUCACCCCGGCCCAGGUGGCGGCUCCGUCCCCGGCGGCUGCCGCCCCGGCCCCAUUUGCUGCGCCCGGACUGCAUGUUAACGCCAAGCCUAACGCUGAGCAGCGGUCGCCUGCGCCGAGCGCUGCUAAACCUGCAGUUAAUGUCCCACGGCAGCCCGCCGCGCACAAUGCCGCCCCGAGCGCCUCUGCCGGCGACGGCGCCCAGGAUGUAGCCGAGGGGCCACGACGAGGAUUCAGAGAAAACCAGGGGGAGAGUAAACAGCAAAAUGGGAAAAACCCACCCAAACGCCCCCCGCGGAAGCACAUUGUGGAUACCUACACAGAGUUUUACCACACACCCACCCACAGCGAUGCCAGCAAGAAGCGACUGAUUGAAGAUACCGAAGACUGGCAUCCCCGGACAGGCACCACCCAGUCCCGCUCUUUCCGCAUCCUUGCCCAAAUCACCGGCACUGAUCAUAUGAAAGAACCAGAACGUGAAGGUGCAAAGAAGACUAAUGAUUCCCUGGAGGCUACCCAGCCUGCUGCUUUUACGGCCACCUCGGCAAGGAGCAUGCCUGCCCACCAAGAAAACGCGGACGUGAGACCUGCUCCUGCCAACACCACGUCUGCUGCAGCCCUCAAGCCAACAGGACCCCCGGGUGCUGCCAAGUACUCGGGCUGGCAGCCUGCAAACCAAGCAGCUCCUGCCACUGGAUGGACAUCAAACAGUAUUAAACCACCUGGAACAACUGCCCCGAGUGAAAAAUUUGCGACAGCACCUCAGCUAAAUGAGCAAGACACGUUGGUUCAGAGGGCAGAGCAUAUUCCAGCAGGAAAGCGUACUCCCAUGUGUGCGCACUGUAAUCAAGUCAUUAGAGGACCCUUCUUGGUGGCUUUGGGGAAGUCAUGGCAUCCAGAGGAGUUUAAUUGUGCUCAUUGCAAAACCUCCAUGGCUUACAUUGGAUUUGUGGAAGAGAAAGGAGCACUGUAUUGCGAGGUCUGCUAUGAGAAGUUCUUCGCUCCUGAGUGUUCAAAAUGCCAGAGGAAGAUCCUUGGGGAAGUAAUAAAUGCUUUGAAACAAACUUGGCACGUUUCCUGCUUUGUGUGUGUGGCCUGUCAUAACCCCAUCCGCAAUAAUGUCUUCCACUUAGAAGAUGGUGAUCCCUAUUGUGAGACGGAUUACUAUGCCCUCUUCGGUACUAUGUGCCAUGGCUGUGAAUUCCCCAUUGAAGCUGGAGAUAGGUUUCUUGAAGCUCUGGGCCACACUUGGCAUGACACUUGCUUUGUAUGCUCAGUAUGUAGUGACAGUUUGGAGGGUCAAACUUUCUUCUCCAAGAAGGACAAGCCACUGUGCAAGAAACAUGCUCACUCUAUCAACAUCUGAUGCUUGGAGCUCAUCUUGUGUAACAAAUGUACUGAGCAGAAAGAAAAGUUAAAAUGUCUGUGUUCAAUAAUUGGUUAAAAUUAUUUAUAUAUGAUUUUCUAGAAUGGAAGAGAAAUGUGGAAAUUUGCGGAGGGGGUUGUACACUAAUUUUUAGAGCGUUUAUCAGUUAGGGUUUUGCUUCAUAAAAAGAUAGGAAUCAGGAAUUGCACCCAAGCCAAACGAUUAGAGUGCCUUUACCUCUACACUUGGCACAUUACUGUAUUGGUUUCGUGAUUUUAUGACCACAUUUAUAUCUGCUUCAGUAUGAGAAGUGAAACGUCUAUGAAAAUAAAUACCUGAUAUUAGAAGUAUUGGUUUUGCUGCUAUUCAACAAAUAAAAGGAGAUUGGCUUCAGUGAUCCAGAUCACUUUAUUGCGCUGAUGUUUUUUAAAGUGUGUUCAGAAGUAUUGCAGCUAAACUCCAUUAAAAGGAACUCAAAGCAAAGAUAAGAUUACAUGGAAUAUGUAGUUCAACAACUGAUGUUUUUAUCUGGUACUCAUACACAUGAAGCUUCCUGCACAAUUACAUGUACCUGUGCCUUUGCAGUUCAAUCUCUGAUGGGUCUGCAAAGGACAGAGACUUUUUUACAAAGCAGUUAAGUGGGGCGGUGGCUAUGCUGGUGAACAAGAAUAGUUUAGAAGAUGCCACUUAGAAGAAGACAUAAAUAGGAUAUUCUUCCUUAACUCAUGUACUACCAGAACACUAGCCAAAAAUACCUGCUAGUGAAGGUGUGUUUGACAAGAUGGAAAUGUCAAAUCAGAUCUUAAAAAUAAGGGAGCAGGGAGUUACGCUCUUAUGUUCGCACUUCAGGUUUUAGAUAGUUUUAAAUGCCUUGGAAAGGGGAAAUUGCACUGAAUCUGCAGGUAACAGUGUUUUAUAUCCAGAAUGUGAGACUCUGGUGCUGAAUGAGGGAAACUGCUGAAGUGCAACUGAGGACAUUGUUUUUCUCUCAGUACAUUCUUCACCAUGUAGCUCAUGAAUAUAUAUAUUGGUGGUGUGCCAGGUAGUGUACCGAAAACUUACUUUCUUGCUCAGCUGUUAUGAUUUUUAUUAGUUUAAGUUUUAUUUCUCUCUUUUGCUCCAGAUGUAGGGAAUAUAUUGUUGAAUAAUAUAAUAUUGAGUUAGGCAGCUCAGUAUCUCUCAGUUCUUGCAAAGGAGCAGAGAGACAAUGCUGUCAUUAUGUAUUUACUGCGAGCCAGGAGACGUAGCCAAUUCUGUGGCUUGACAUGAAUUUCGCCUCCAUACAGAGAGUCAGCACAAGACCGGUGCACCAGCUAAGUCCCACUUAACUUCAAAUUAGGGCUUAAGUGGUAUGGAGCAAUUGUAUGGAAAUAGGGAAGAGUUGGUAACCCUCUGCACGGGGUGAAUUUCGCUCCAGCAGAGUUGCACAACAGAGAAGGGGGCCCUCUCAGGGCCAGAUCAGAUUCCUGAAGGAAACUGAAUUUACAUGCUAUUUAAUUCAACUGGGAUGUCAGAGCUGAAUUGUUAGUCUUUAGUGUUCUUUCCAGUAGACAUUAAAAGUAACCAUGUACUGGUAUUGUUGUUGGUUUUUUUUGGUUUGUUUUUUUUUUUUUUUACUAAUACGAAGGACAGGUUUAUCCAUAAAACCAUGGGGAAAGUCACAAAAAAUUGCCGUGGUUGAGUAAAGCAAUUGUAACAAGGAACGUCAACAAAACAGGGGGAAAGAAAACCAAAAUUGCUGUACUGAAAUAUGAAAAGAUAUUUGCCUUUCUUAUUAAUUCAUCAAGACAGGUUCACGUUGUGGGGCUGUUUCACUUUAUUUCCUGAAGUUGUUUUUCUUCAGUGCUACCACGUUUCUUUUUUUAACUUCUGGUGGUACGGAAGAAAUGGCAUAAAGCUGUUUAAAAUGUUUACACUCUUGUAGAUGUACCCUUUUGUGAGUUUGGCUGAAAAUCAGAAGGGUAGAAGCAGACUGGACAAGAUACGGUAAUAUAUGAGCCUGGUUGCUUUUGAAAUUAAGUGGAAUGUGGAGAAAUGAGACCUAGAGACUAGGUUUCAGUGGAGCUAUGUUGCACAUGCGUGAGGAAAGAGGAUGGGAAUGCAUAGGAUACGGCGUUCAGUAAUUUCUGCAGUUCAAACCUCACUAUUUUAAAGUAGCAUAGAAACUUUUCAGUUUGUCGUUGUCCUUAAAAUCAAAUUGAAUUUUGUUUAGUUUCAUAAUUUUAAUUGGAAUUAUAUUUCUUAAUCCAUGUGCUCUAGGGUUUGACAUUUUGGAGUUGUUAAUGAAUUUGAGGACAAAACCCUGAAAGGCUUCAAUAGUACUGCUUCAUUUAGCUGCUUUGCCUUUUAAUUUCUGCUUUUAUCUAUUUGUUUAAAAUUUAAAAGGAAGCAUAGAGUCACUGAUACAUGAUGAAUAUUUAAUGGCUCUACCAAAUUAUAUAAAUCAACUAAAAGGAACGUAAUUUUUAUCGGUAUUUUAAUAACUGAGAUUUUAGUAGAGCACUUUAUAAUAAUGCCAUAUAUCUCACAGAAUAUUUAUUAUCUUUUUUUGUUUAGGACUAUUUCAUACUGGUAUCUUUGUAUUUUGUUUUAUUUGUAAGCCUGCAUAUUUACCUCUAGAAUCUUUUGGUGUGUGAGUGUGUGUACGUGUUUCUAUAUACUUCUCUAUAGACGCACACAUAUGUGUGUACAUUGAGAGACAUACGUAUAUAUGCACAUAUACAUACGUAUAUUUGACUGCAGACUUGACAUAGCAAAAAUCAGCACCGUUCCAUCAUAAUUUGGGGAUUUCGUGAGAUUCCCAACUAUUUUUCAUACAACACAUGUAUAGCAUUCGUGUUUUGAGGGAAUGUUAGAAAGUCAGGAGAAACAUGUUAGUAACCUAACUACUGUAGUUUUUUGCAUGCAUUUUCAGUCAGUAAUUAUUUUUCUUCCAAAACUGCCUGUAAGAGAAUCGGGUUUAACUCUGUUCGAAGGUAGAAGGUCUUUAUAAGUGAAUAAUUGAAUCAUGAUAACAGUUUCAGUAUCUUGUAACUAAAUAAUUCAGAAUUAUGUGUAAAUAUAAAUGCUUAAUAUAACAAUGCAAUAAACUUAAAAGCAAAAGUUGA